GGCGGAUAAUUCUGGACCAUUACUGUGCUCUGACGGCAUUCUGCAUAAGUAAACCCCACUAUACCCCGCGAUAGAAGCUGCUUUUGGCCGACAAAAGAUUAUUUUGCAACUUAGCUGUUUACCUACCACCUAAUACACCUAGGCUACCUGGUAUUUUGUCGCAAAUCGGCAUUCCGCACCUAAAUAUCCCUCACGAUCAACUACGAUUCCAUCAUGGACGAAAUCACCAAGAUGUCCGGACCUGUUCCGAACAACUUCGAUGCGGACAACGCAGAUAACUUGGAGGAUAUCGAGAAGCAGUUUGCGGUCAAAGCGGUCCAGCAUCUCGAGACGUACUGGGCCAUCCUGCAAAAGGUCAAAGGCUCCUCGUUGCGACUCACGAAGAUGGACGACGAAAUAUACGAGCACCUCAAAGCCGACUUCCCCGAGUUCGACCCCGCCGCUACCAUCGACGAAGAAGAGAUGAAGAGCAAGUCGGGCAAGGAGCGGUGGCGCAAAUUCAUGAUGGCCUACGAGAAGAAGAUCGACGACUACAACUUUGGCACCAUGCUACGAACGAGCCCCGACGUAGAAUACGAGCAGGACACAACGAUAUUCGUUCCGAGGAUGCAAUUCUACGCGGUCGAGAUAGCAAGGAACAGGGCCGGCCUUAACGAUUGGAUCUACGAGAAGGCUCAAAAGGAGGGCAAGCAGUAAGGUAAAACAUGUAAAAAUAAGGAGAAAUUUCGGUCUCUCGCUACAUCCCACGACCGCUGCAUCCCACGAUCGCUGCAUCCCACGACUGCUAUACGAGGACAA
Messenger RNA from Daldinia caldariorum, 798 nucleotides. RefSeq names its product DUF757-domain-containing protein. NCBI's taxonomy places the organism in Eukaryota, Fungi, Ascomycota, Sordariomycetes, Xylariales, Hypoxylaceae. The record is from RefSeq and is a predicted model, not a curated record. The transcript has 4 exons. Gene Ontology annotation, cellular component: cytoplasm. The coding region runs from base 214 to 696 and encodes 160 amino acids.